Molecule: messenger RNA, 576 nt
Organism: Adineta ricciae
Lineage: Eukaryota; Metazoa; Rotifera; Eurotatoria; Adinetida; Adinetidae
Source: the annotation of a GenBank genome assembly
AUGGGUAUUUUUCUCAGUCGAAUGUACGAAGUUUUAUCUUCAUUUACUAGUGAAGAACCAGCACGAAUUUUAAUGCUUGGUCUUGAUGCUGCUGGUAAAACAACAAUUUUGUACAAACUUAAACUUGACGAAAAUCUUCAAACAAUUCCAACCCUUGGAUUUAAUGUUGAACAAGUCAGUCCAUGUCCUGGUGUGUCGUUCACUGUUUGGGAUAUCGGUGGUCAAGAACUAAUUCGUAAACUAUGGCAACAUUACUAUCAGAAUUCGGAUGGUUUAAUCUUCGUUAUUGAUAGCUGUGAUGCUGAACGAAUGAAUGAAGCUCGUGAAGAACUUCAUGGUAUUCUCUCGUCACCAGCUAUGUCUAAUAUACCUGUUGUAAUCCUCGCUAACAAACAAGAUUUAUCAACGGCAUUGAAGCCUGCAGAUAUUAUUGAAAAGUUGAAUAUGAAUUCACUACGUGGUAAACACAAGUGGUUUAUUCAAGCAACAUGUGCAACAAGUGGAGAUGGUCUCGUCGAAGGAAUGCUCGAAAUGAAUAAUCUGAUUAAACAGCGUCGUAAACAAGCAAACUAUUGA